Molecule: messenger RNA, 1446 nt
Organism: Mesocestoides corti
Lineage: Eukaryota; Metazoa; Platyhelminthes; Cestoda; Cyclophyllidea; Mesocestoididae
Source: the annotation of a GenBank genome assembly
AUGAAUAGCAGCAAUGAAACCUUUGAGAGUCCACUUAACACCCGCUACGCUAGCCCUGAAAUGAAGUUCAAUUUCAGUGCCAAACGGAAGAUUAUGCUGUGGAGACAACUCUGGUUGUGGCUUGCGGAAUCACAGCAGGAACUAGGUGUAAAAAUAACAAAGGAACAGCUUGAUGAAAUGAGAAGCAACUUGGAUAAAAUUGAUUUUGAACAAGCCGCAAAAGAAGAGGCUGAACGGCGACAUGACGUUAUGGCCCAUGUCUACGUGUUUGCCUUGGCGUGUCCAAAAGCCUCUCCUAUCAUUCAUCUAGGUGCGACCUCCUGCGAUGUGGUAGAUAACGCUGACUUGAUCUGCCUCAGGCACGCUUUCGAGUUACUGGCACCCAAGGUGGCCCGCUGCGUGGAGCGGCUAGCAGUUCAGGCAAGGACCUACCGUGACCUCGUUUGUCUCGGGCGCACGCACCUUCAACCUGCACAGCCCACAACCGUGGGCCGUCGCAUGUGUAUGUGGAUCCAGGAGUUGCUUCUUGACCUGGAGAAUAUCGAGCGUGCCCGUGACCACCUAAUCCAAUUCCGUGGUGCCAAGGGCGCUGUCGGAACUCAGGCCUCUUUUCUCGAUCUUUUUGACGGAGAUCACGACAAGGUGUCGAAGUUGGAUGAGUUAUUUGCUCAGAAGGCCGGUUUCUCUCGUUUGUGGAAGGCUACAGGGCAGACAUAUCCUCGAAAACUAGACUCAGAACUUGUGAGCAUUCUUUCGAGCCUGGGAGCCACCGUUCACAAAAUCUGCACCGAUAUACGCCUUCUGGCCAGCAUCAAGGAGAUGGAGGAACCCUUCGAGUCUCAUCAGAUUGGAUCUUCUGCGAUGCCCUACAAGCGAAACCCUAUCCGUUGUGAGCGUGCUUGUGCCUUGGGACGUCUGCUAAUGUCUCAGUCGUCUGCUUGUCUAAACACAGCCUCCGUUCAGUGGCUCGAACGCUCUCUUGAUGAUUCGGCCAUUAGGCGUGUUGUUCUUCCAGAGGCCUGCCUUGCAGCUGAUGCCUGUCUUUCCAUCUUGCAGAACAUUUUCGAGGGUCUUGUUGUGUACCCAAAGGUUAUUGAAAGAAAUCUGGCGGCGGAACUGCCCUUCCUGGCGGCGGAGAGAAUUCUCGUUCGAAUGGUUACUCUGGCAAAGGCCGACCGGCAAGAGUGCCACGAAAGAAUACGAGCGCACAGUCAGGCUGCAGGGGCUGUGGUCAAGUUAGAGGGUCAGCUGAAUGACCUUGUUGCCCGUCUUCAGGCCGACUCAUACUUUGCACCAAUCGCCAAUGAACUUGAUCACCUUUUGGACUCACGCGCUUUCAUUGGUCGCGCUCCUGCACAAGUGGACGAAUUUCUAGCGGGGGAGGUGUCCCCCGUUUUGCAGGCCUAUGCCAAUUCGUUAGAAGGAAGGUCGACCCUGACUGUUUGA